Molecule: messenger RNA, 2732 nt
Organism: Scomber japonicus (chub mackerel)
Lineage: Eukaryota; Metazoa; Chordata; Actinopteri; Scombriformes; Scombridae
Gene: firrm
Product: FIGNL1 interacting regulator of recombination and mitosis
Exons: 23
Coding region: 84-2684 (866 amino acids)
Source: RefSeq, a predicted model, not a curated record
UUUUUCUUGACUGUUGGAACUCUUUGCAUCAUAAGUCAGAGAGUUGGGAUGAUCAUAUACGUAUACUGAAGAUAAUCACAGACAUGUUCCUCCCUCAUAUCGGUUUGUCAGAGUUGGAAGAUGAAUGCUUCUCCAAGAUCUUGCCAAAGACAGUGACCAUGUUUGACAACAUGAUGAAAGAAAUCUUGGUUCAAGUUGGGGGACUGUCCAGUCAAAACCCAGAACUGUGUGCUUUACUGAGGAACAUUCUACAGUCAAUGAUGCAGAUAAUUGAUGCACUAUCCUCUUGUGUGCGUCACGUUGGCACAUUUGAGGAGACCCCUGAACUGGUUGCAAUCCGCUCCUUACCAACUUGUAUCCUGAAAGUCUUGAGGGAUACUUUUGAGCACUGCAAGGAGAGUGAGGUGGUUUACUGUGGCCGUCUGUCCCUGGUGGCCGACCUGCUGCAGGGACUCUUUAAGGAGGCCUACUCCCUCCAGAAGGGCCUGUUGGAGCUGCUGGACAGGAUCUCUCUGGACAGCAGUGCCUCAGAGGAGGAGAUCUCUGAUAUUGUUACAGUAAUUCAUAGCCUCCUGGAUAUCUGCUCCGUCAUCUCUAAGCUGGACAUGGCACUGCAUGCAAACACAUGGAAAUUCCUCGUCAAACAGAGUCUGAAGUACCAGUCAUUGGUGGAGGAACAUCUGCAUCACGGUGACAUCAGCAGCAGCCUAUAUGACAACCUGCUGGUUUCCUUCCACAACAGUGUGGAGCUGGCUGAACAAAUUAAACAUGCUGAUCUGCAGGAAGCAAAACAAAGCCCAGAACACAAACUGUUCCAGAAAACUGCAAAGAUGUGCAGAUUUUUUGCCAACACUCUGGUUCAUUACAUAAAGGAAUUCAGAUUUUUUCUGACAAAGUAUUGUAGCUGCUUUCAUCAACUCUACCUCCAGAUCGUCAGUAAAUUCCCUCCCAGCUUGUGUGCUCCAACUCUGCCCUCGACUCUGUCCGAUGAGCUGAACAUGGCGGCUCUGGUUCCCAUGGAUGCACUUCUGUUGCAGCUGUUGCCUUUAAGGCCCUUUGCUGAAGUUGUUCUCCAGAAGGACCUGCGGUUAAAACCUGAGCAUGUGCUUCCACAGUGCCUUUUGCUAGUGAAUGUGCUGAAUCAGCUUGCCUCCCAACCAGAAGAGGUGCUUCAGCUUUGGUACACCGGAAGCAAAUUCUCAGAAGAGACACCCAGGCUUCCUCUCUACCAGGCCAUGUUCACGAGUUUCCGGCGUUGUUAUACUGAGAGGAAAGUGCCAGUGUUGCUGCCAGGAGUGAUGAUGAAGGGUCAGGCCCAGGUCCAGGUGACUCUGCACCACCACAUCUGCGUGCAACUCUGUGCCAGUGUGGCUGCGCUUCCUCCAGUGUACUUCCCCGUGCUGGAGUGUUGUUUGGCUGAUGCUGUGCUGCAGGCUGACACACAGACAGCUUUACUGGCAACAGAUGUGUGGUGCUUUACAGCGCGGUAUGGAACAGCAGAACUUUGUCUACAUCAUGUCCUCCUCAUUGCUAAGCUGGUGAAAUCAUGCGCCACCGAGUGUUACCAGUUGUCCCACUUGGGCAUGCUGCUCAGACGUAUGGUUUUCCUUAUGACGCCGAAUCACCAGAUGGAGUUGGUGGAGCGUUUCCCCCCAUCUCAGUUGGAAAACCUUCCCAUGUGGUGUCAUGUCCUUCUCAGAGCUCUUUCACAUGAUGUCCUUCGACGUGUAGAGAGUGACAUUAUUGCCCUUUCUCAAAGAGUUCUUAGCGACUGGCAGAACGGAGGAUACAAACUAGGCCAAGUGGACAAAGUGAACGUGAUACUGUUAGCCCUCUUAAUGGUGGUUCAAGGGAAAUCAUCUCCUGAGGAGCAGUGCAAGUUAUCAGCAACAAGAAUAGUCACACAGCUCUGGUUACGAAUGAGUCCAGAUCAGGUACAGACCCACCCUGUGCUCCAGUGUACUCUGCAGCUGCUCCUGUCUAUAUCAGCCAUUUUGGUGAAAAACAUUGAACCCCAAGUCAUUUGUCAGGCUCUGUUGUGUGUAGAUGUUCUGGUGUCUCAGAAGUGUGCAGAUCAGCUGCUGCUGGCUGCUCUGGAGUUCCUUGCAUCACUGGGGAAGAUCUUAGUCCCUCCUGACAGCCAGAGUCAAAUUUUGCCAAGACUGAGCAGCCUGUUUGGAGUUCUGCUGGCUAAGAGGUCCUGGCUGCUACAUCAGCACACCCUGGAGGCAUUUUCUCAUUUUGCAGAGAUCACAAACCACGAAGAAGUCAUUUCCCAGAGUUUGUGUGUAGAGGAAACCAAGAACAAGGUGGUGAAUUAUCUUAGCAAGACUGUAAAUGCACAGGAAGAUGUAGAGUCACGGCUCGAGAGGCUAAAGCUGGAGACUCCAGUUAUUGAGCAACACAAUGAAAGGCUGGAAAACAAAGUAAACGUUUCCAGCGUAUUGGCUGCAGAAGCGGUUGCUAAUUUGGAGCCCUCCCCUAAGAGAGCCCGGCAGGAGACUAGUGCAGAGGAGGAGUACAGCCGCUACAUCCAGACAGCAGAGUGCGCUUUGAAAGCCCUUCAGGCGCUCACUGAAGACAAAGCCAAAACUAAUGAACCACCUCCACAGUGGCUGGACUCCAGAGUACAGGAGCUUCAGACACUCAUAACCCACAUCAGAGCAGCCAGUCAAACAUCCUAACCUUUGUUUUCUAACCCAGAUUAUUUGCUUUCUGUGUACAAAAACUAU